Messenger RNA from Topomyia yanbarensis, 960 nucleotides. RefSeq names its product ribosomal RNA small subunit methyltransferase NEP1. Gene Ontology annotation, cellular component: small-subunit processome; nucleolus. Gene Ontology annotation, biological process: rRNA base methylation. The coding region runs from base 160 to 876 and encodes 238 amino acids. The record is from RefSeq and is a predicted model, not a curated record. Gene Ontology annotation, molecular function: rRNA binding; rRNA (pseudouridine) methyltransferase activity. Lineage: Eukaryota; Metazoa; Arthropoda; Insecta; Diptera; Culicidae. The transcript is spliced from 3 exons.
GCGCUAACAUAUAACAUCUCUCAGCAUAACAGAGCAUAACAUGUGCGGUCGCAUUUAUGCUUACUAUCUGCCAUAAUAUAAUAUUAUAUUCAUUAUUUGUGCCGUUAAUAAGGCGCAUGAGUUGCCAACGCAUUAGGUGAACAUUGAAAACUCGCUGAAAUGGGGAAAAAGAGAAAACUUGUCGACGAGGACCAUAAUGUGGAGGAAUACAAUUUACCGGCCAAACAUAUGAACACAAGUCAUAUUAGAACAAAUGAGCGAAGGCUCAUUGUAAUACUGGAAGGUGCUCAGCUAGAAACCGUCAAGGUUGGACCGGUUUUUGAGCUUCUGAACUGCGAUGAUCACCUAAAUAUUCUGAAAAAACACAAUCGUGACCCCGGAAGCUGUCGACCUGAUAUCACACACCAAUCGUUAUUGAUGUUGAUGGAUUCGCCGUUGAACCGAGCUGGAUUGCUUCAGGUGUAUGUGAAAACUGAGAAGAACGUCCUUAUUGAAAUCAAUCCACAAACAAGAAUCCCACGUACUUUCAAGCGAUUCGCAGGUUUGAUUGUCCAAUUACUUCACAAGUUUAGUAUAAAGGCUAGUGAUUCACCACAAAAGCUAAUGCGCGUUAUCAAAAAUCCAAUCACGAACCAUCUUCCUGUUGGUUGUCGAAAGUUUGCUAUGUCAUUUACUGCAUCUAAAGUGCAGCAUCCCAGAGAGCUUGUACCCAAGCAGGACGAACCGGUAGCGUUUGCUAUUGGUGCUUUCGCACAUGGAAAUUUGAACCUGGACUACACAGAGGGAACAUUUUCCAUAAGCAACUAUCCGCUAUCAGCGGCUCUCGCAUGUACCAAACUAUGUACAGCCUUCGAAGAAUCGUGGGCAAUCAUUUAGUUUGUAGCUAUAUUGUUCGAAAGAAAUAUAAGUCAUUACAAGAAAAAGGAAAUAAUUGUGGGCGAUAUAGAGAAAAUUUGCGAG